AUGACGAAUGAUCGACAACUAUACUCUGUAGACAACGUGGAGGUAUCCGAGCCUAGCAGCGUUGAUAAUAAAUUGGCUUGGCAGACUCAAUUCACAACCGCCCAAUUCCCAAUUCUCGAUCCCCAACAUCAAAGGAAAAAAGAAGAGAAAAUCAAAGCACCUUUCAGACCUCCUCGACACCCACCAGGACCAGCCGACCGAAGUCAGACGCCGAGACCAGGUCAAGAUCAUCACCACUCCCUAGACCAACAUGCAGACGCCCCGAAGAGCACGCGUGUCGGUCGAGGCGGGAGUCCAAAUGGCUUCACUUUAGGGCAUCGAGGACAUAGCAGUCAUCAGCAAGGGUGA
This is a messenger RNA of Penicillium cataractarum, 348 nucleotides long. RefSeq lists its product as uncharacterized. The coding region runs from base 1 to 348 and encodes 115 amino acids. Lineage: Eukaryota; Fungi; Ascomycota; Eurotiomycetes; Eurotiales; Aspergillaceae. The transcript has 2 exons. The record is from RefSeq and is a predicted model, not a curated record.